This is a messenger RNA of Talaromyces stipitatus ATCC 10500, 1769 nucleotides long. RefSeq lists its product as uncharacterized. The coding region runs from base 1 to 1533 and encodes 510 amino acids. Lineage: Eukaryota; Fungi; Ascomycota; Eurotiomycetes; Eurotiales; Trichocomaceae. The record is from RefSeq and is a predicted model, not a curated record. The transcript is spliced from 3 exons.
AUGAACGAGUGUCAGCGUGAGAUGGAAAACCUCGACAUCACUGGGGAACACGAUGGUACCAACUCAGACAGCGACACAACUAUUGGACCAUCCCCCCGACGUUCGUCAGCUCGAAGCAACCCAUUCGAUAUGGAAUUGCCCGAUGACUUUGCACCUCGAUCGCUUGAAUGGUUUAUGAACCCUCGCCCUGACCCAAAGAAGCCACUCAGUAUGUUCUGGACUGAUCCUGUGGGUUACUACGCUGCUCCUACAGCUAGUCGCUCUUCUCCUGAAAAUGAGGAGCAGUCAAAGCAAGACGAUGGAAAGCUGGGCACCAUGGGCAGUCUCGAUCAGUGGUUCCUCCCUCGCAAAAGGGACAAAACGGAAAUACCAAAAUGGACUGUCGGGGCACCGUUGUUUGAGUUACCCUUUCGACGAGUCUCUAUCACUGCUAGUGAUAUUUCUCGGUUUCAAAUUGCUCGCCCACCAACACCCCCGCGCAAACGCUCGCCAGAUACAAUGAGCAACAAGCCAUUGCCCCCGCUUCCUCGUGCUCGACGUUUUGUCUCUGAAGGACACGCACCUUUACUUACUCAUCCUCGUUCUCCAGGCGUCCCAGCUGAAUUUACUUUGAGCCGUUGGAGCGAUAGUUCUGAAUCUGACACGACUCAGGAGGUCCCUGCUACGACUGAAUCUGUUGAUACACACGAAGCCCCCCAAGAACUAGAGCAAGCAACAUCCACCAUGAACGGUGCUUCCACGAACGGUGAACCUGCUGGUGGGAAUAUUUUGGCAAACGGUCCUCAUCUCCUCGUUCGUAUCCAUCACUACCUGGACCGUAGAAUGACUGCUAUCAAUCAGAUGGAGACCACUUUAUCCAACCCUCACAUUCCCCAGGCUCUUCGUAAGAGAUUCAUCGCCUGGUCUCAGCAGCUUAUCGAUCUCGAUUACCCAUUUCUCACCAAUCCUCCUACUCGUCAUCUGGAGCAGGUCAAGAUUUACGAAAAGGAUGCUCAUCGUGUCGUUGAUUGGGCCAUCGAAGUGGGCACAAUGGUGAACGUCAUUCAGGAUCAGCUUAACCAGUUCAUGGACGCAGCAGACUUGGUCGCUGGUGAGCUUCGUGAGAUGACUGCUCGUCUCGACAUGGACAAUGGUUCUCUUCUGCCUGCUGAGGAACUCUACCACAAAAUGACCGACAUCGUACGCCGCAAGUGUCGUUCUCCUCAUCUUCACGAGGCCCUUUUACUUCGGAGCUUCCUCAAUCUCUACGAUAAUCUCAUGUAUAAUCCUUUCCAGAUUAUCAAGGAUCAGGUGGUGGUUGUCCACGACGAGUAUCCACACGAUCCUGUCACCAUCCCACUCAACAUUGAGACUCCUCUAUCUCUGCUCAAGCGUGUUCUCGACGCCGUCUACGUCUCGCAUGGAGAGUACACCGAACUCACUCGUCGUAUUCGCCAGGAGUUCUUCGUGCCUAUUGAAGAGCGUAUCCCAGGAGUCGCUUCUCGUACUGAGGGAUAUCUGAACAACGUCAUUGGUCCAUCGAAUGUUAUUUGACCUCAAACCUGCCUCGGUCUUAAGGCAUACGGCACGCUUUACUGUACGAGAUGAACGUCCUUUUUCUUUUCUUAGUCUUUUUUAAUUGUACGAGUAUACCCAUAUUUCAUUUCGUUAUGUUUUUCAGGAGGGCAUCAAACCCAGAAAAGACAAAAAAUUUGGGGGGUAUAUCAGUUCAGGAAGGUAUUCAGUUGGAGAAGACUAGAUAGUCUAGUCGCAAUGAGGCGAUUCAUCUC